AUAAAAAGAACUGAGCUAAAAUUAUGGUUUAAAUAAGUACAUAUGAUAUGUACCUGUACUUAAACUAUCCAUUAUAUUAUAAUUGUUGUGAAGCACUUUUAUAUAAUUUCACUGACAACGAUCGUAUAUUAAUUAUAUCUUUCUCAAGCAUUUCAUCGUCGGUAAUCCCUGAGACCUUGACAUGUAAAAUAAGGGAUAAAAUAUGUAUAUGUAGAAGUACGUUGUAGGCUCCAACACUGGUUUUCAUAUGGGAGAGAUUUAGUCUAAUGUAGAUCAUGAUCUACAUUCUGAAUUAAGUGUCCUUCAUGACUAAAAGCAGGUUUUGUAUAGAAUGCAAUGCAUAAGUUUACUGUACGUGUGUAUCAUCUUGUCUCACAAACCAGAGUAUCCAGCUCAGAUUUGUUGUAUUGUUGGUAUGUUUAUUUGAAUAUUAAUUUGCGAAUGAAAUGGCACAUUAUUUUAUUUUAGAAAAUGUUGAUGCUGUGUUCCGUUUUAUAGUAAUGCAUAAGAAAUAGUAAACACAUAACCAAUAUACAUUUAUUGGUGAUUGACCGAUUAUUGGAUCGUGUAUAUCAUCUGUAUGUCCCUGGUAUAACACAUCAGUCUAUGUUACCCAAGCAGUAUAUCGGAGUUCAUUUCACUAAAAAAAAUUUUUUUAAAGCUCAAACUGAUAUUGUUGGAUUCCAACUUCUUGUCGGCAAUAUUCGCCAAAGUCAUCAACCUCAAAUCUCAUGCUGUCUAUACUGCUUGCCACCAUUUUAGUUGCUCCGUUAAACCUGUGACGUCAUAGACUGAAGAGUUCCAAAUCAGCUUGACUGACUGAUACGCUGAUUAGCAGUCGACCGACAGUAGUGAAAUAUGGCCACUAAAUGUCUAAGAUGGGGAAUCUGUGGAGCUGGGAAGAUCUCCAACGAUUUCUGCUCUGCCAUGUCUACAUUACCAAAGGGGGAACAUGAGGUAGUGGCAGUGGCCGCCAGGAAACUGGAGAGUGCAAAGGAAUUUGGUGACAAGUUUGGAGCAAAGGUCACCUAUGAUUCUUAUGAAGCACUGUCUAAGGAUCCUAAUGUCGAUAUUGUCUAUAUUGGGACCAUACACAUAAACCAUGUGGAGAUGAGCAUGCUGAUGCUGAAUGCUGGGAAACAUGUCUUGUGUGAGAAACCAAUGUCCCUUAAUAUGAAACAGGCCAAACUUGUUCUACAACUCGCCAAGGAAAAGAAACUCUACUUUAUGGAGGCUACUUGGAGCAGAUGCUUCCCUAUAUAUCAGAAGAUAAAGGCUGAGAUUGCAUCUGGUAAUCUUGGAGAUGUGGAGUUGUUAACGGCAAAAUUUGCAAUUCCCAUCAAGGAUGUUCCGCGACUUAAGGAGAAGGCAUUAGGUGGAGGCUGUCUGCUGGACAUUGGUAUAUACACUAUACAGUUGGCUUGUAUGGUGUUUGAUGAGAUGCCUGAGAAAAUAACAGCUGAUGGGGUACUGAAUGAGGAAGGAGUGGACCAGGGAGGAUGCAUCAUUCUCAAGUACAAGGGAGGAAGGAUGGCCAGCUUGGCUUACUCUGGUCGUACCUGUGUUGUGCAGAAUUCUGCCAGUAUUCACGGCACAAAGGCCAAUAUUGAGCUACCUGACCGGUUCUGGUGCCCAGAGAAGGCUGUAUUCCCGUCAGGUGUUGUCACUAACGAGGUUCCCGAGGGGCGGCAGCCCUAUAACUUUGACAACAGUGGAGGAAUGAGGUACGAGGCAGACCACACCCGCAGGGCCAUUCUUGAAGGUAAACUGGAAUGUGAGGCCAUGCCCCAUCGCCAUAGUGAGAUGGUAAUGAGCAUUAGUGACGAGGUCCGCAAACAACUGGGCGUGGUCUAUGAUGUUGAUUGAAGUCAAGCCGUCUCUCCUUAAUGACUGUACCAUGUCUUGUUUUAAUGUAAAUGCAUUAUUACAAUAAUCAGAGAACUUAUAUUCAAAUAAUAUUAUGAGGUGAUUGUUUGUCUAUUAGAUACAAAUUGUAUACAAUAUUUUAUUCGGGUUGUGAUUGUCCAUUUUCAUCAAUUAAAAAGUAAAAUAUAUACAUAUGAAUGUCGAUAUUAACAUGUUUUUGUUAUGUCUCUUCCUCGAAUAAGUAAUUUUAGAGCUUGCUAAAAGCAGAGAGAAAGUACUUAAUGUAAGAAUCAGGGUUUGUGAAUUUUAUUACCAUGACAAAACAUUAUGGAGUUUUAAUAAUUUAAUUAUAACUAUGUAUUUGAUACAUCUGUUGAUUUGUGAAGAAUGUAUUUUAAUCUUCAUUAUAAUACUGUUAAUUUUUAAGAACAAUAAAAUAUUCCAAGUUUGUUUAAUGUCA
Molecule: messenger RNA, 2326 nt
Organism: Pecten maximus
Lineage: Eukaryota; Metazoa; Mollusca; Bivalvia; Pectinida; Pectinidae
Product: trans-1,2-dihydrobenzene-1,2-diol dehydrogenase-like
Exons: 8
Coding region: 859-1866 (335 amino acids)
Molecular function (GO): nucleotide binding
Source: RefSeq, a predicted model, not a curated record